Molecule: messenger RNA, 663 nt
Organism: Sycon ciliatum
Lineage: Eukaryota; Metazoa; Porifera; Calcarea; Leucosolenida; Sycettidae
Exons: 1
Coding region: 1-663 (220 amino acids)
Source: RefSeq, a predicted model, not a curated record
AUGGCUGAUAUCAUCACUAAUGGCGAGAAGGAGAACGUCCAGCUCAGCUGGCAUGGCGAAGUGAAUGUGGACAAUUAUACAGACAUGGUGGAGCGCUACGCAGGUUAUCGGACACAGCGCCUCAACGUCUUGAAGCUGGUCGUGGAAGUCCUGGAAAAGGAAGGUAUCAACUACUGGUUGGACUGUGGCUCGUUGUUGGGUGCGUAUCGCAAUGGCAAGAUGAUACCGCAUGACAGCGAUACAGACGUGUCGAUACUGGGUGACGAAGAGUUUGACAGGGCCAGAAAGGCCCUGCGCCAGAAUCUACCCAGCGUCUACAGCAUGGAGGACGGCACGUCCUACGCGGAAAAGAUAAUGAUCAGUCACGACUCGUGCGGGACAUAUAAGUACUCGGACGAUAUUGACUGCUCCAAUGUGACUGGAGACGUUAACAAAUACAUCCUGCGACCUGACGGUACACUUCAGCAGAUCUACUAUAAAUUCAAUCUAGGUGAGCGACGCUAUCAGCACGAUUGGGUCUUCCCGCUGGAGAAGAUCCAGUUCGAAGGGCUGACACUGCCCUGCCCCCACAACGUGAAAGCCUACUUGGAGGAGAUGUACGGCUACCUCGGAACGGACUUCAAGUACGAUCCGGUGUCGACUCGCUUCGUGAAACGCGAUUGA